Messenger RNA from Episyrphus balteatus (marmalade hoverfly), 1078 nucleotides. RefSeq lists its product as uncharacterized. The record is from RefSeq and is a predicted model, not a curated record. The coding region runs from base 434 to 772 and encodes 112 amino acids. NCBI's taxonomy places the organism in Eukaryota, Metazoa, Arthropoda, Insecta, Diptera, Syrphidae. The transcript has 2 exons.
UUUCUGCAAAAGGAUUUCGUCCUUUGACAACUUCAGUCAGAUGCGGACAAUCUUAAUGUUUUGGCUAAAAUAGAAAAUCAGUAGAACUCUAACCGCCGCACGUGCUAGUAGCUAAUUCGCUUGAUACUAAAAGUCCUUUAUCGUUUCAUCGAGUGUUUCCCUCUUGAAUCUAUUUUUAAAAAAAUAAACCAAGGCUGAACGUGCUUGUGAUUAUUUCCUAAUUUUUAUGUUUACACAAGCCUAUUCUUUAAUUCUGACUGAAAUUUAAGAAAACUCUUUCAAUUGUAUCCUUGUCGAAAAGAAAUAAAUUAGAUUUUUUUGUUAAUCGUUUGAGAGAGACUGAAUCGUGAAAGUGAAUUAGUGAACCGCUUAGAUAACCCUAAAAAAGGAUCCACUUUAUAACCCAACAAAAAAAAACCAACAAAAACAAAAUAUGUCCAUUAAGAUGCCGUCGAUUAUGGUCUGGGCUGGAACCAUGUCCAUUCUCUUGCUAAUGUCGUCGGCAGCCGCAAUACGUUCUGAUGAUAAGAACAUAACAAGACUAUUAAAUAACCAGGUGAUUGUCAGCAGGCAGAUAAUGUGUGUCCUUGAGAAGAGUCCUUGUGACCAACUUGGCAGGCAAUUGAAAGCUGCCCUCCCCGAAGUAAUUCUUCGCAAUUGCCGUAAUUGUUCGCCCCAACAGGCACAAAAUGCUCAAAAACUAACAACAUUUUUACAAACACGAUAUCCUGAUGUAUGGGCGAUGCUGAUAAGAAAAUAUCGAGGUGUUUAAGCAAAGCUUAAUUAAAACUAUGAGUGCUUCCCGCUAAUAUAGAGUGAUUGCCAAAGGUUAUUAAUACUCAUCUCUAACAAUCCAAAAAAAAAAAAAAAUAUAAAAAACAAACAAUAAACACAAUAGUUUUCGUCAUAUUAAAUGCAUAUAGUCGUCUUAAAUAAAUAAUUAAAAAAAAAAAAAUAAUAUCCAAGAAAAUUUUAAUUUUAAAAUAAAUAAAAAAUAAAAAAAAAUGAUUACUUUAAGAAGACAAAAAAUAGUUGAGGUUAUGGAGUUCAUAUCUUUUGUAAAAUAUAGAAAAUGUGU